AUGUCAUACCUCGCCAGAGCAUCCGGCCCCCUGCGGAGUGCCGGAAGAGCUUUCGCUUCCAGAUCAAUUGCGGGUUUCCACACCUCAACAGCACGACUAGGUCUCAGCGAAGAUCAUGCUCAUAACGAAGGACGAGCCGAAAACAUCGACCGUCACAAGGAGGAUUCCCUCGAGAAAGCCAGGACCGGAAGGGGAGAAUGGAAGCCUGAGCUAGCAUCUCAAAGCGAACAGAUCACGCAUGCCGGCAAGAAUGAGAUGACAGUGGAAGAAAUGCAAAACUUGACCAAGCAGAAGGCCGAGAAGGACAAGUCCGGCGAGAACCCUGGAAAGUAA
This is a messenger RNA of Cladophialophora yegresii CBS 114405, 333 nucleotides long. RefSeq lists its product as uncharacterized. Lineage: Eukaryota; Fungi; Ascomycota; Eurotiomycetes; Chaetothyriales; Herpotrichiellaceae. The record is from RefSeq and is a predicted model, not a curated record. The coding region runs from base 1 to 333 and encodes 110 amino acids. The transcript is spliced from 2 exons.